Chelonus insularis is the source of this 2503-nucleotide messenger RNA. RefSeq names its product Bardet-Biedl syndrome 7 protein homolog. Gene Ontology annotation, biological process: cilium assembly; intracellular protein localization; intracellular transport. The transcript is spliced from 11 exons. The record is from RefSeq and is a predicted model, not a curated record. Gene Ontology annotation, cellular component: axoneme; ciliary basal body; BBSome. NCBI's taxonomy places the organism in Eukaryota, Metazoa, Arthropoda, Insecta, Hymenoptera, Braconidae. The coding region runs from base 1 to 2262 and encodes 753 amino acids. Gene Ontology annotation, molecular function: protein binding.
AUGACCUUGGUUCUUAAUCGUGUUGAUUACACAACUGUUGGUGUAACUUCUCGAGGAACGAUGAAAAUAUUACCAUCGAGUGACCCAAAAGCGACCCAGAAAUUCGCUGUUGGUGACAAUGAUGGAAUUAUUUAUAUUUUUAGCAUGAAGAAAAAUGAACUCCAGUUGGUGUUUAAAUCACUUCCAAGUUAUAAAAUAGAAAAAAUAGUUCUGGGUGGUGGUACCAGUAACUCCAAUGAUGUACCAAAGGACAGAAUAUUCGUGGCAUAUAACAAUUCUGUAAAAGGAUACACUAAAAAAGGGAAACCUUUUUUGGAAUUCGAUACCAACCUUAUGGACACUAUUUCUGCCAUGUUCGUUUUAGGAGGAGACUUAGCAGUGUGUGCUCGUGAUGUUUACCAUCGUUACCAGAACUGCAAAGACGCAGACUCUCUGCUCGUUGGAGAAACCUUAAAUGACGUCAUUCUUUUGCCUAGUGGGGACAGUGCGGGUUCAGUAACUGCAAUUUUAGCCUGUGGAGAUCGUGCAAUUCGCAUCUUGACCAGUAGAAAAAGUCCAACAGUUUUGAGGCUCUCUAGUAUACCGACAGUGUUUUCUUCUUUCAAAGAACAUGACCGUGAGUUGUACGAUCGAGUAUUGCUUGGUACUCAAGAUGGAAAAGUUGGCCUUUUACUUCUUCCCGGCAGCAAAACCGUCCGAAACAUCUGGUUGUUGAACACUUAUGGAUCAGAAAUCACUUGUCUUGAUACCUAUGAUCUAGAUGGUUCAGGAGUUGAUAUUAUUGUUGGGAGACUUGACGGAUCUGUUGAAGUCUUUAAUUUCUCUGGGCUUGAUGAAAUCCUGACCCCUUUACUGAGAUUUAAAUAUGUUGCUGGAGAAAGCAUUACUUCAGUUGGCGGUGGUGUCAUUGGUACUCCAGAGUACAAAGAAGUUCUAGUCACGACGUAUUCUGGAAAAAUAUUCGGAUUAACCACCAAACCUCCAGGAGCUCUAGAAGCUGGUGUUGCUUCCAAUGAACCAGAGACGAUACGUCGACUAGAGGCUGAGAUCCGUGAACUAGAACAGAAGUAUCAAGAACAAAGUGAAUAUGGAGGUUUCCUUAUGAGUGCAGAUCCUUUUCUAUCACCGUCAAUAUUAUGCGUCAAUCACAGAAUGACACUAAAUCGAGACACUGCGACUUACUUGCUAUCAAUUGAAUUGGACUCUCCAAUUGAUUUUAUAUUGAUUCAAUCGAACACUCCAGUCGAGUUGAUAGAUGACAAUAACAAUGCCGUUUUAAGUUUCUCAGAGGUCAAUCCUGCUAAAGAUGGGAAUUAUGUACUAGCUACGUACAGAUGUCAAGUCAAUACCAAUCAACUCGAGACAAAGAUCAAAACUAUUGAGGGACACUCUGGUCUGCUUCAAAUAUAUGUCACAUGUCAGAUUCAACCCAAAUGUUGCAGAGUAGUUAAAAUUCCUAUCUUAGCACUAUCACUUCAUAUUAGAGUACAUGAAGACGAUGAAGAGGAUAUGAAGAAAUAUUUCUCUUCCUCUGGUCCCUACAAUGAACUGAAACUCGUAGGGAACUUUACUGUUGCUGAGAUCCACGCUUGGUUAUCGCUUGCUCUACCAGAGCUAUCAGAGAGACCCACUUUAAAUGACAACGAAGUUAAGUUAAAUUAUGUAUCAACGCGUAUUGGAUCAACCCUUAGAUGUCAAUAUAAAAAAGGAACUGCUGUUUUCUCAAGUGAAAAUGUAUCAACAAUACUGAUCUUGCGAGACUUGAUGACUAAGGAAGCUACCAAACGGAAAAUCAAGCUUGAUGUGUUCUGCACUGUUGAUGAUGGAGCAAUGAAAAAAAUGCUAGAAAAAAUAUUUCCUCAAUUAAAAAAUGCUCACGAGUUGCAAGAAAACGUCCAGAUAAUAAAUGCUUUACAUGAUUGGGACAUGAUUGAUAAUCCAGAAGAAACCUUGGGAACUCAUUUCCAGAAGUUGUUGAAAGAUGAAGAAGAUCUUAAGAGAAAGUAUGAUAAAAAUCCUAAGGCCCUUCAAGAGAUCCAGACAAUUAUUACUGAGUUGUAUGUCGAUUGGAAACGUGCUAAAGGCUCUCAUCAGAGAUUGACCAGUGAAAUGGCAAAGGAAGAUUUAAAUAAUGCAAUGGAGUCGGGUGAGUUUUCAGUUUUACUUGAAUUAUUUAUGAAAAAUGAUUCUAAUUCUCCGGAUCGUUCACCACCAUCAUCACCUACAAAGCCAACAUCACAAGAUGAUGCAACAGAAAGCUAAAAAAAUUAAUAAAUUUAUGAAUUUUUAGAUUAAAUGAUUAAAAUAAUGCAAUUAUUUGUGAUUUUUUGUAUAUCUUUCUCUAUUAAUUAUUUUUGUUGUUUUUUUUUUAUAAAAAAAUGCAAAUUUAUCAUUAGUAGCACUUACAAUUUCUUCAUCAAUGUCUUCUGAUAAUGCGAGUAUUACUUAAUUGCAAUAAAUAUUUACACAUAUAAUGUAAAUGAUAAAAAAAAAACUAAAUGAA